UUACAUUGUCAGUGAUAAUAAAGUGAUUUUUUUUUUUUUUGAUAUUCUCACACGGAGCACCACAACCACCACCGUCCACCACCACCACCACCACCGCGGCCGCCAAUGGUGGUGGAGUUUACUUGUUGAUUACAUUAUUAUUAUUUUUGUUAACGCGAAUAUUUACAAGUGUACCGUGUGUGUGUGUGUGUGCGUGUGAGGUUUUUUUUAGUUUUAUUAUCGUUGUUUACGUUUCUUGUUUUUUUCGAUAUAUUUCUACGGUUCUUUAUCCUCUGCUGCUCCGUUACUUGAUUUUUUUUUCAUAUAUAUAUUAUACUAUCAUCGGUGCUGCCGCCACGGCCGCCGCCGCCGCCGCCGCCGUUCCGGUCCUCGUUCGUCGUUUUUUUUUUUUCAUGCCCAGUGCGUUUUAUGCGUCGCGCGCACUACAUACGCAUUCACACACACACACAGUUGCGUACACCGCCGCAUUCGCGUGCGAAACAUUGUUGACCACCGUUCGGCGCGUAACGAAACUGAAAUAACAUUAUAAAACCACCGUCGUGCCCCGAACGCGAUAACACUCGUGCGGUGAGAAACGACAGCGACACAACAACAACAACAACAACACGAGACGCAGCAACAGUGGUGUGUCCGGGCUGGCCGCCGCCGAAUGACGGGAUAAAUAAUAAUAAAAAAGUGUGUGUGUGUGUGUGUAAAUAGAGCCGUUCGCCAGACGUCCGCUCUGCGAACACACUAAUGAGAAGACAACCGACAUGUAGACAACAUGCACCGGGUGUCAUCAGUCGUAGCUCUUGGUGUCAAGAGUGCAUCGUAAACUGCCGGCGCCAUGGAAAGUACGGCUGCAGAUACGCAUAAAGAAAGAUCAGCUGAACACUUAUCACAACCUUCCGUUGCCGAGUGUCUGGACACCGCCUCUGCGACUUUGUCGUCCACGAUUACGUUAACGGUGUUAGUGGUCAAAGAUGAAAGGGGGUAUGGCAUGAAAGUGUCCGGUGACAAUCCAGUGUUUGUGCAGUCGGUAAAACUGAGCGGUGCCGCGGAAAAAGCGGGUUUACAUAGCGGCGAUAAAAUCAUCAAAGUCAACGGUAUUAACGUUACGCACUCGACGCACACCGAAGUCGUUGAGCUUAUAAAAUCUUCUACCCAAGUGGAAUUAACGGUUCAAAAGAAACCUUUGUUCAUAAUAAAUCCUCCGCCAAAUCCUAACCUAACACUUCCCCCGUUACCUUUGCAAGCGAUGAAUUCCGGCACGGUCGCCUCCUCAGUAACGCCAAGUCCCACCGUAACACCGUCUAGGCCCUUGCAUCAUCAUCAUUCAGCUCCCGCUCGUGAUAGAAUAACAGGACCCCAGCCCGUUGAUGUCGAACAAAUGAGACAUGUCGAGCUAGAACGUUGGCAGACAUUCCGGCUUAUGUUAGAAAAAGAACAGAGGUACGUGGAAGCAUUGAAAAAAGAACUGCAGAGAACGCCAGACGUAGCCGGUGGGGAUAACUACAAACUGAUACGGGAAUUGUCGGGCGCCGAACGUCGUGUAAAAACGUUGCAAGAUCAAUUGCAUUCGUUUAACGAAAUACCGCUUUGUAAUAUUGUUGCACAACCGUCUGCUGCAAUACAGCCUCCUCCACUACCACCGAGAAACCCACCACCACUACCUCCCAGAAAUCCAACGGCCCCUCCGAUUAGUAGCGACAAGCAGUCGAAUAUUUCAAAUAGCACCGGUGUUAACAAUAACGAAACUGACUCGCCUAAUUUGUCUUUGUGUCAUCAACGCACAAAGUCUAAUCCGGAUCAACUCGGCGAAGGGAAACCUACCGGCAGCAAAAAAUUAACCUUGUCCGAGUCCUUCAAUGAUUUACAUUUGGUAAAACAUUCGAAAGGUGGACUGGCCUGGGAUGUGGUUUCGCCGCCACGUCGAAAUUCGCCCAAUCGAACCGUUGACGUCGCGUCGCCGUCUGAUAAAUUGGUAGACACGAACAAACAAGGUGAUCAAUGCUUGGCCGAUGCGGUCGAUUCUAACGAUACGAAACCAGCACAGACGCCGAUAAUAUCGAUGGAGGACGAUGAUGUUUCUGAUCAAGAGUCUAGUCAUUUGGAAGAACACGGGCCCUUCAAAAGUUUCACAAGACUGGUCGAACAUAACGCACACCUAGCAGUAUUUUUAAACUAUGUCAUAUCGAAUAGCGAUCCGUCGUCUUUGCUAUUCUAUUUAGUUACAAACCUGUACAAAGAGGGCAAUGCCAAAGAAAUGAAAAAAUGGGCUUAUGAAAUCCAUUCCAGUUUUCUCGUGCCAUAUGCGCCGUUGAGACUGACAAAUAUCGAAGAGUACAUGGUGCGUGAAAUUGACGAUAUACUACAAAAACAAUCAGACCGUGAAGAAAUCCUAAGAAAAGUAUUUUGGAAAGCACGUACAAAAGCCAAAGAAGAACUGAACGAACAACUGUGUGAUUUUCGCCACAGGAGAACGGCCGGACUCGGUACAUUGUUCGGACCGCCCGAUUCUCAGCUAGACGAUAGCGACAACGAUAAAGUGAAAGAACUGAAAAUAAUCGAAAUGAUUCUCGUUCCCAACAUGGAGCCGUUUAUCGAAGACAUGGAAAAAGACAGUGUCGACGAUAGAAGAUUUACAAUGGCCGCUGCACUCGCUACCGUCAUGUCGAAAAUGUUUGGCCUUCGUGGAGCGCAAUUCAGCUCGUUUUUGGAACGAUGCCCCACUUUUGUUUCCAAAGAAAAAUCCUUAAAAGCCAAAUUGAUCGGAAAAUGUAGAAAGUUCACUUCCAAGGGACAUCAUUUCGUGGCCCAUCAGUACUUCACGGUGACUUAUUGCAACCAUUGUCAGUUGAUCAUUUGGGGAAUCGGACCGCAAGGCUAUCAGUGCACAAAUUGCAUUUUAAAUCUUCAUCGAAAUUGUGUAAAACAAUUGGACGAAAACUGCCCCGGCCCUAUAAUGAAGAAAGAAAAGGCCAACGAUCGCAUAAGUAAGCUUAUGGACAAAAUAAGACCCGAACGCGAAGCCAGACGAAAACCGACUCUAACAAAUUUCGUCCAAAUCGAGAAAUCUAAACGGCAAACGGAAGAUGCUGGAGACGUAGUCGGCGCUCUUCCCGAAAAAGACUCUGAUAGAACAAGUUUAAGUGGAAGUAGCUUCUUGAUUAAAACCGACGAUAGUUUCAAGUCUGACAAAGGAGAUACGAGUGUUGUCGACGACAUAUCGCAUUGUCCGAAAACAAAACCUUCUACCAUUUCGAUUAAUCGGUCGGAAAGUUACAAAGAACGUAUUCAUCAGAAGCGACAAAUUCGAGAAAGAAGAAAAACGAGUGAUCCUAAUCUGCCUUCCAAGUACAAAAGCGACGUUGAAUCGGAAUUGCAAUUUUCAUUUGCCCGUUCGGAGAGUUCUUCAAAUUCAAAUUUAUCCACAAAAAGUUUGGAUAGCCGCAGUACAUCCCUGGAGGGUAUCGGUCCCGGCGGAGAGAUUACGUCGUGUUUGUACAGCGAUUCGGACCACGAAUUGGACCUGCCCGACUGGGCCAGCAACGUAACGCCGGAAAUAUUGGAGAAGUUGUCGCCCAAAGAGAAGAAACGCCAAGAAGUCAUUAACGAGCUUUACCACACCGAAAGAUCUCACAUUCGAGGACUGAAAGUCUUGGAGCAUGUUUUCCAUCGGCCCAUGAGAGAAUCGCAAGUGUUACCGCACGAACAACUUCAACUGUUGUUUGCCAACCUCGAACAAAUGUACGAGCUCCAUUCGCAAUUCAGUACCAUGAUGAAAGCCGUGCGAAAAGACAACCAAGUCGUACAAAACAUUGGACACGUCCUGUUGAACACGUUUGAUGGACUGGCCGGUGAAACUUUUCAAAAAGCUGCGGCCACGUUUUGUGCACGGCAGCAAAUCGCGCUGGAGUUUCUCAAGGAGAGCCGCAAGAAGGACCCGAAACUCAAUAAAUUUCUAACCGAAGCCGAAGGCAAUCCCGUGUGCAAACGUUUACAACUCAAGGACAUUUUGCCCACGGGCAUGAUCAGGUUAACGAAAUAUCCUUUGCUGUUCGAGAGCUUGGUGAAGUGCACCAACGACGACCAAGAGGAAUUGGCAAACAUCAAGCGGGCGUUCGAGAGAAGUAAAAUCAUUUUGAACCACGUCAAUCAAGCGGUGCGCGAAGCCGAAGACGAACUACGUUUGUCCGGCAUACAGAAAAAAUUGGACGCCUCGCCGUUUGAAAAAGUCGACCAUCUUCUGAGUUAUGAAUACAAGAAUUUGGAUGUUACCAAACAUAAAUUAAUACACGAGGGUGGCCUUUGGCUGCGAAUCGGCGGGACUCGUCAGAAAAUGAUCGAGCUCCACGUACUGCUGCUGGAGGAUUUAAUUAUUUUGCUAAACAAAGUUGACGACAAGUACGUGUUGAAAUACUACGGAUUUCAAGACCGUACGCCCACUUUGAGUCCGAUCAUAAAAUUGUCCACCGCCUUAGUUAGACACAACGCUGUCGACAAAAAAGCCAUGUUCUUAGUGAACACUUCACAGGCCGGUGCGCAGAUUUAUGAUUUGGUCACUACAUCGUCGAACGAGCGAAAAACUUGGUUUCGUCAUAUUUCCGAAGCGACCGACGCGUACAAAGCGCGAGAAGGGAAAAUGAGGAAAACGGAACCGCAACAGCAAAGCCCUCAUCAUGUCAUUUGUGACUACGAAGACAUUAUGCAGCAGGGCGGUAGUAGUAGUGCCAAAAAAAAGUCGUUAACCGCUGAAAACUGUGCAGAACCUCCUAACAACAACAACAACAACAACACUAGUUUAAACACCUCGCAGUUAUCUACUACAUCAUUAUUGGACACGAGUAACAACAGCUGUAAUAACACUUCCAUACGCGGUGGUGGCAACGAAGACGGCUUUACAACAAAACCCGAAGCUACCAAUAGUAGCAAUCCCACUGUAGCUGUUGUCAACAACAGUUCUCCGGCGGUAUUGAGUAAAACUCAAAAAUCUCCUUUGAUCGAACCAUCCGAAGUGUUGGUAUCACAAAGCUCUGUUCUCAAAGCCGAACCAGUCAUUACACACCUAGAAAAAUUGCGACGCAACAAUAAAGUGAUCGAAGAAGCUUUACACGAACGUUUACAAUUGGUCGCCGACAUACUCAAAGUGCCUUUGGUGAACAACUCGAAUAGUGACGACAAUCCGGAUCAAAACAGCUCGGACGAACCUAACAAAAUACUACUCUCGGCCGUGUCUCAGGGCAAUGAAAUCAUCACCGUACUGAACGAAUCCAUGAACAUGACCGACGUGGACACGAUCGCCGCCAGUUUGGGCACUUCGAACCUGACGUCAAACUGUAGCCUUUACAAAGCGUACGCCUUGCAAUUGUCUCGCAUUACCAAAGUCAAACCGAUCGUCAACUCGUUGAACUCUCAAAUCACCGAACUUUUGAUAUCGACCACAAAACACGGUAAACUAGAAGAAGAACUGCGCAAAGAGCUUCAAACAUAUCGCGAAAGGCUGCAUGCUUUUCAAGAAAAAUCAUUGACAACACCAAAUACCGAAACCAAAGUGCCUGAAACUACCGCAAAAAACACUUCCAUUAACAGUACUGAAAAUAAAAAUAACAGUUCUUCAUUGGAGGUGUAAGUGUUCUUGUUUGUUUGUUUGUUUUUUUUUUUUUACAAUACACACAAUGUACUUCUGCUUUAUAUGCCUUUGUCGUCGUCGUCCGUUCAAAUCAAGACCUCUCUCUCUCUCAGCUGCUAUUAUUAUUAUUAUAAUUUUUCUUAAUUAAUAUCUUUAAAUUAAAUGUGUAAACGUCGUAGUCUAGUAGUUGUUUAAUUUAAACGAUAGUUUUUUUUUUUUCUGAAAAGUAACUAACAAAAUAUAAUUAUCGUUUUAUUUUUUUUUUUU
This is a messenger RNA of Adelges cooleyi (spruce gall adelgid), 5878 nucleotides long. Its product is annotated as rho guanine nucleotide exchange factor 12-like. Bases 827 to 5611 code for a protein of 1594 amino acids. The record is from RefSeq and is a predicted model, not a curated record. NCBI's taxonomy places the organism in Eukaryota, Metazoa, Arthropoda, Insecta, Hemiptera, Adelgidae. Gene Ontology annotation, molecular function: guanyl-nucleotide exchange factor activity; G protein-coupled receptor binding. Gene Ontology annotation, cellular component: cytoplasm. The transcript has 34 exons. Gene Ontology annotation, biological process: G protein-coupled receptor signaling pathway.